AUGUCGAAACGACCGUCCUCGAUCUUUCGGACGGUUAGUUCCUCGAAUCAAGAUGAACAUCGUGAUGGUGGGUCAUCGGGAAACAAUAACACUGCUACGACCGGAUUGAGAUUGUAUAAACGUACUCUCAAUUUUGCAACGACAAGAAACUCCUCAGGAGAGGAAUCGUCUUCAUCCGAUCCUUCUCACCAAUCUACAAGCAAUGGAAAUGAAACCAACCAUUCCAUGGAUGAGGUUGCCAUUGAUGACGACGAAUUGGACUUGAUUUUAAAAAAACAUGAAGAGGAGAAGAGAAAUAGGCUAAAAUGGUUAAAGUAUAACAAGAGAGAUUAUCCUCAGAUUGACUUGGAAGCAGCAAAGACUUGGAUAUUCCCAACGAAUAUUGCUGAAAGAACGUAUCAAUUCAAGAUUUGUGAAAAGGCAUUAUUUGUUAAUACGCUUGUAUGCUUGCCAACUGGUUUGGGGAAAACCUUAAUUGCUAGUGUCAUUAUGUACAACUUUCAUCGAUGGUUUCCAACUGGAAAAAUCAUAUUUAUUGCGCAUACUGUUUCUCUUGUAGAACAACAAAUUAAUGCAUGUUACAAUAUUAUGGGAAUACCAGAAGAUGAAACUGUCUGUUUGACGGGUAAAAUAGCUCCAAAAGAACGAGCAGAGUUGUGGAAAAGCAAAAGAGUAUUCUUUUCAACACCUGAAUGCGUUCAAAAGGAUUUGGAAAAGAAGAUUUGCCCUGCAAAAAGCAUUGUACUUGUAGUUUUCGAUGAAGCUCACAAAGCAACAGGAAAUCACUCCUAUUGUGUAGUUGCGAAACUCAUUGGAAAAUAUAGUGAUCAUUGGAGAGCGUUAGGACUUAGCGCCACACCUGGAAGAAAUCACGAAGCCAUCCAAAUGGUAAUCACAAAUUUACGAAUUUCACACGUGGAAGUGAGAGAUGAAAAUGAUAAGGAUGUUGCAGAAUAUGUUCACGAAAAGGAAACCAAAAUAAUUAUUUGCAAUCGAGAUAGAGUUUCAGUAAUUAUUGAUACUCUGUUUUACAGACUGGUUACUCCAUUUCUCGAAAAGCUUGUUAAAGUUGGUGCUUUAUAUCAAGCAGAUCCGUCCUCGCUUUCCAAAGGAGCCUUACUCACCUCAAUGAAACGAUUUUAUAUGGUACGAAAGAAAGACAGUUACAAAUAUAUGGGGGAUUUCAAUGUACUGAUAUCACUCUACAAUGCUCUGUAUUAUUUACAUACCCAGGACAUGACUUUGUUUUUGGAUGCGUUGAAUUCAUUGUCGACUGACACAACAGACACAAAAAAGAAAAAUGUUCUUCAAAGUAGAAAUCAAAUCAUCAAACAACCGCUCUUCAAGAACAUGAUACAGACGGCUGAGAAAAUAAUUCAAGAGGGAUAUAUACAUCCCAAGCUAAAGAAAUUAGAGGAAGUAAUUUUAGAACAUUUCACAAAAAAAGACAACACAGUUGCAACACACACCACCAAAGCUGUCGUCUUCUCAGGGUACAGAAAAACAGUAGAUCUUAUUGUGGAUAUAUUGGGUAAACAUGAUGGAAUUCUUAAAGUUUCUCCUUUCAUUGGACAAAGCAAGGGAAAAGGUCAAAAAGGAUUUAAUCAAAAAAAACAAAAAUCAAUUAUCGAGGACUUUAGAAAAGGAGUUUUUAACGUAUUAGUGGCAACACAAAUCGGUGAGGAAGGACUUGAUAUUGGUGAGGUGGAUUUAAUUGUACUAUAUGACACGGUGGGUAGCCCAACACGUUUCAUUCAGAGAGUGGGAAGAACAGGUCGAAGAAGAAAGGGAAACAUUGUUGCAUUGUUGUCAGAAGGAAAAGAACGUUCUGCCUAUGAAGGAGCUAUUCAACAGAAACGAAUAUUAUUUGACGCCAUGAAAGAAAUUUCCUACAGCAAUGAAGUUAAAUUUUUUGAGAACAGUAUGAGAAUGGUACCAGAUGACAUUGUACCAGCAGUUUCAAGGGAAAAUAUUGUUGUGGAACCAUUAAAAGGAACAUUUUCUCCCUCAAAAGGAAAGAAAAGAAAGAGAAAAGCUGUCAUUGUUGACAGUGAGGAUGAAACUGAUGAACUCUUUGACGACGAUGAGAAGGAACGAGAGUUGGAUCAUGAUGAAUCAACUCAAGAACUUCAUGAAGAUCCAACUAUUAUCAAUCCAUUUGAUGAAAAUGAUAUAAAUCGAGGUUUUGGAGGAGAUGAUAUUUAUCAUCUUCUUAACGACAACGUUUACGAAGAUAGUAACAGAAAAAACACUGAGUCUCUUAUGGAGGAUCAAGAUGUAAAACAACAACAGGUUACUCCAAUACUCGAUCAAGAAUUGAUCAAAUAUAGACAAGAAAAAAUUGAGAAAAGUAAGGAGAUUUAUAAAACCAAUGGUCACAUGGACUUGGACAAGAUUCUUGGUACUUCCACGAGUGAAGAGAUUGCAUUGUUAAAUGAUAUGUAUGGAGAAGAUGAAAAACCACUUCCAUUACUCUCAUUUCUCUUUCACCAAUCAUUACACACUCCAAUCAAAACUAGUACUGCGGGUAGUUCAAAAGACUCACAAGCAAGCAAUUCAGAAAUGGAAUCAAUACAGCAAUAUAUUCCAGAACAAGGUUUGCAAAUUGGAAACAAAAUUUCUCAACUGCCUAAUAAUGUCACAUUUAAUACGAAACCUCAACACACGUCUUUAUUGCCUACCACAAAGAAAAUCAAGCCCAACUUUAGCAAUGAUUUUUACAAUGAUUAA
Naegleria fowleri is the source of this 2730-nucleotide messenger RNA. RefSeq lists its product as uncharacterized. Gene Ontology annotation, biological process: replication fork reversal; double-strand break repair via synthesis-dependent strand annealing; interstrand cross-link repair. Gene Ontology annotation, molecular function: four-way junction DNA binding; hydrolase activity; 3'-5' DNA helicase activity. The record is from RefSeq and is a predicted model, not a curated record. The transcript has 9 exons. The coding region runs from base 1 to 2730 and encodes 909 amino acids. Lineage: Eukaryota; Heterolobosea; Eutetramitea; Acrasida; Naegleriidae.